This is a messenger RNA of Solea senegalensis (Senegalese sole), 4436 nucleotides long. RefSeq names its product interleukin 6 cytokine family signal transduce (gene il6st). The transcript has 16 exons. The record is from RefSeq and is a predicted model, not a curated record. Gene Ontology annotation, biological process: cytokine-mediated signaling pathway. NCBI's taxonomy places the organism in Eukaryota, Metazoa, Chordata, Actinopteri, Pleuronectiformes, Soleidae. The coding region runs from base 180 to 2870 and encodes 896 amino acids. Gene Ontology annotation, cellular component: signaling receptor complex; external side of plasma membrane. Gene Ontology annotation, molecular function: cytokine receptor activity; cytokine binding.
GAUGACGGGAAGUGGGUGGUCCCGCUCCAGAACUGGCACUUACCAGUCACUAAUGGUGUUUCCACCGACGCCAACUGGCUUUUUUAUGGAUGUGUGGAGUUAAACUGGCAAACAGGGAUGUUAGUGAAGUAACACAGGGACAGUACAGCCGCUGACACUGAGCUCACCAUCACAUUACUAUGGCAUCUGUGGGAUUUGUGCAGAUGCUGCUUUUGGCUUGUUUUACCUCUGCUGUAGCUGCUGCAGCUCCAGGAAAUUACAACCACUUGGUGACAGCGCCGCAGCCUCUGGCGGUCGAGAUCGGCUCCGAAUUUAAGGCCUCGUGCAUGGUCGUCGUCACCGAUGAAGUGACUGCCGACGACCUCUACUGGGACCUGUCUCAGAAGACAGUACCCAAAGAGCAGUACACCAAGAUCAACAGGACGACCCUGAACGUCACCGUCCACAUCAGUGGAGAAGAUGAGGAGUGGUUGUACUGUCGCUCUCGGGGGGUUUCGUCCUACGUUGUCCUGAAUGGAGGCAAAUUUAUGCACGCAAUCUAUCUUCGCAAAGGCUAUCCUCCGAAACAGCCAGAGAAUGUGACCUGUAUCGCUCUCCAGGACAAAAACUUCAUCUCCUCAACCGUCAAGUGUAGCUGGGACACAGUGGGACGUCAAAGCAAAGACGUCGCUACUAAAUACACGCUGAACUUCAAUGUCAUUGCUUAUUCCAACCGAACUGUGCCCGCUAAGGGGAACAUCGCCUCGGUGAAUCUGAGCGUAUUCCCACAUUUUAUGGAGGUGGAGUUUUGGGUGGAGGCGCACAACGCACUUGGGAUGGUUGCGUCUGAGCAUCUGAGAAAAGACGCUGGGUGUUUGGUGAAAACAGAUCCUCCAGCAAACGUCAGAGUCAUCACCGAGAAGACGUUUGCAACCUCCCUCCUCCUGAACUGGAGUCGUCCCAUCAGUAAGGGAUAUGUCCCCAAAUUAACAUACGAAAUCAGAUUCUGCCAAAGUGGAGCCCACGAAUGGACGUAUGUUCCUCCUGGUGACAUCGCAGAUAACAUGGAGUCCUUCAGACUCCAGAAACUUCAGCCACACAAGGUUUACGUGUCUCAGAUCCGCUGCAAAACAGAUAAAGCGUGCUGCCCUUACUGGAGCGAAUGGAGCACCAACGCCACCAAGAGGACGCCGGAGGACCGACCAACGAGCAAACCAGAUUUAUGGAAGAAAGUUUAUGAGGGUGUCGGCGAACGACGAGUGCAGAUUAUCUGUAAGGAUCCCGUUUUCGCCAACGGGAGGAUCACCCACUUUGACGUGAAGGUUCAAGAACAGAAGGAUAAAACCUGGCGUGGGAGCUCAGAGUGGGAGAGUUUCCCAGUCAACAGGUCAGACGGUGAUGCCGUGCACAGGACCAUCACCCUCGUGAAGGAGAUAUACCUGGAAGACCAGAAAUCCCUGCGAGUGUCCAUCGCCGCGGUCAACUCUGUGGGGAAGUCGCCCACGGCGUCGCUAUCCAUCCCAGACAAGGCACACGAGCUCCCCCCGGUGGAGGAUCUGAGGGCGUGGCCUAACGACGGCCAGAUGUGGGUGGAGUGGAAGCCACCCUACAGCACACGGAGUGACAGAGUGACGGAGUACGUGGUGCAGUGGGUCAGCGGCGAUGUCCUGGACUGGCAGAGGGAAAGCAGAAGCACCAGACUCACCAUUAUUAAAGACCACCUGCGGAAGUUCGUGUGCUACACCGUGUCCGUGUAUCCGGUGUAUUCUGGAUGGACGGGGAAGCCGGCCAGUGUGCAAGUGUUUCAGGAACAAGGAGCUCCACUCCAAGGCCCAGUCGUUAGCCUAAACAACAAGCCGGAGCGCAAUGAGGCGGAGCUGGUGUGGACGGAGAUCCCUCCAGACAGACGACAAGGGUUCAUCACAGGCUACACCAUAUCCUACAGCAGCGGGCGUGAAACCCUCACCGUGGACGUUCCUCCAGACGUCACCACCUACAAACUGACGUCACUGACGGGCAACACCAAGUACGACGUGUGGGUCAGCGCGUCCACCAUCGUAGACUCCACCCCAGGAUCCCAUCACUCGUUUACCACUACGAAAUAUGCAUCAGGAGAGAUUGAGCUCAUCGUGGUCGGAGUGAGUCUGGGAUUCCUGUUUAUCGUCAUCAUGGCGAUGCUGCUCUGCAUCUACAAGAAAGACGUCAUAAAGAGAAACUUCUGGCCUCAGAUUCCAAACCCUGGAGAGAGCACCAUCAGAAACUGGUCUCCGGACUAUCCUUUAAGAGCAGAGACACCAAAGGAGAACUGUAUGUCUGGCAUCAGCGUGCUGGACAUGGACACGAGCGACGGGAAGAGCGUGUUCGAGGAGGACAAGGCCGUCCUCCCUCUGAAGAAAGACAAGUAUCUGUCCGAGGAGCACAGCAGCGGCAUCGGCGGCUCCUCCUGCAUGUCCUCGCCUCGCCAGAGCGUGUCCGACAGCGACGAGGGCGGCGACAUGGUGGACACCACGGCCAGCACCGUGCAGUACUCCUCAGUGGUGGCCACUAGCGGCUACAAGGGUCAGACUCCAAGCUCUCAGGCGCCGUCGCAGGCCGUGUUCUCGCGCUCCGAGUCCACGCAGCCCCUGCUGGACUCUGAGGAGAACCCAGACGUGCAGGACGGCAGCCGCCAGUGUUUCUUCCGACACGCGGCGGGGAACCAGGACAACUUUAACCAGCUGCUGGAGGCGGAGCAGCCGGAGGAGCUGGAGACUCUGUCCUUCUGUCCGCUGGAGGAGGACGCCGCCGCCGCCAUCGAGCAGAUGCCUGCUGAGGAGCCCUCCGGCGAGCGGCGGCAUCCGUCGGCACUGUCCAGCUACAUGCCUCAGCUGGGAGGCUACAGGCCACAGUGAGGACGCGUGCACGAGAGACGGAACUCUGUAAAAUACUCGCUCGUAGGUCAUUAGCUUUAAAAAAAAAAAAUCAAUUUAACGACAUACUGGACACUUCCCGCUGCACGGCACACGACACAGGAUACAUUCCAGAAUGUCCGCUGGUGUGAGCUGCUGUGGCGCCCUCCUGUGGAGGUGCGACAGCACGGUGUGUUGUUAGCUGACGUACGUACACGUAUAUACACUGCACAUGAAUGUAACGUGACACGUUCUGCUGAUGAAACGACGCCGCAUGUUCAGAUAAAACAAACAAACCUUUAAACGAAGUGAGUCGCAGUCAUGUGACAUUUGUAAAAAUCACUUAAUCACAUAUUGUUUUUAAGGUGAAGGCAAAGAACGAUAUGAUCCACAACGAAGCUCAGGCUGGAGAGAGAGACACGUGCACUUUUAAACCUGUGUGGACAAAUUUUAAGAUAAAAGAAGACAAAACAGCUUUAAAGUUUUAAAAACAUUUGUCACUGAGGCUGCAACUAAUUGUUCAUUCAUUUCAUUAUCGAUUCAUCAUUUUGGUCCAAAAAAUGUAGAUCAAACCAGAAAAUAUUCACAUUUAUGAAGAUGAAAAAUCAGAAAGCUUUGUUAAAAUUAUUGAAAAAAACAUAGUUGACAAUUAAUUUAGUAACUGAUCGAUAGUUGAAUAAUAAUCUAAUAUGACGGAAUCAGACCUGACAUCAGUAUUGGUUAUGAUAUUGAAUUAGGGCUGGACUGGACAGAUUAUUUGAUUUCAUUGAUUUCUAAGUUAAUCGUUUUUCCUGAUUGAAAUUUCCCAGGCUCUGCCCCCAGAAAGAAAUCAUUCGUGGACGACACUUAUCGACAUUUUCUCACAUUUCAUGGUCCAAACCAAUCCAUACUGGAUUUUAAAAAAAUGAUGUGUCCCAACGCGAACGCGAAAUAGUGUUGAGGAGUUAAAUCUUAGAUAAUGUGAACUGAUCAAAUACUUUCAAGAUGAUAUCAGAGGAGAGGAGGUCAGUGUGGGUGAAGCUGGAGACCAAACACAGGGAGAGGGAACACGGACUGAUCAUGUGACUGAAGCGCCACGUGACAGUGGUGUUUGUCAUAUUCAGUGUUUUUCUCGUCCGUCCGUCCUGAAUUAUUAUUUUUUGUUUUCCCGAAAGAAAUGUAUAAUAUUGGUGUGUUCCAUUUACACCAGAAGUGGGAAUUUACACACAGACACUAAUGUAUCUCGGGCUAGCUGUCGUUAGCCACACCAGUCGAUAACAAAGAUAUUUCAUGAAAACUGAAAGAGUUCUGAACGCAGAAGAGAGAAGUGCAAUUAUAACAGUAGCAGCGUGGCAGCCAUCUUAGAACCCCACGUCAGGGUUUGUGAGGGAGUUGGAAAUUCAGCCGACUUCCAACCACAACCGGAACGCGUCCGUAAGACUUGAGGAAACUGAACCACAUGACGAUGGACACAGUUUUAUCAUAUGCUGGGUUUUUUUUGCAUUUCAGUGUGAAUGAUGGACUUUAUUUUUAAGGAUAAGGAACAAUAUCCAUGUGUGGAUGAGGCACCAAUAGCCCCCCAACACAACA